Molecule: messenger RNA, 280 nt
Organism: Microbotryum saponariae
Lineage: Eukaryota; Fungi; Basidiomycota; Microbotryomycetes; Microbotryales; Microbotryaceae
Source: the annotation of a GenBank genome assembly
AUGCAGGCUGGGGAGAGGCGUGGAAGAAGCAUUUGGACGUACGUCCUCUCGCGAUCGUUGUCGGCACCGGGCUCACUCGCGGGGCCACUGCUGACUCCCAAAUCUCUUGUUCUUUGCAACCUAAUCACCGCGAUUUGGUGUGUGGCUCCCUACUUCCGUCGCCCUGAACCUCCAGGACGAGGCCAAGGUCAAGUCGGGAUCAGCGUUCGUCGCCGACGAUGGGAGCCACUCGUCUGCACCGCCGGCAACGACGUCCGAGAUCCCAAGGCAUCGGUUUUAG